Molecule: messenger RNA, 2644 nt
Organism: Nothobranchius furzeri (turquoise killifish)
Lineage: Eukaryota; Metazoa; Chordata; Actinopteri; Cyprinodontiformes; Nothobranchiidae
Gene: cax1
Product: cation/H+ exchanger protein 1
Biological process (GO): calcium ion transmembrane transport; intracellular calcium ion homeostasis
Cellular component (GO): endomembrane system; membrane
Molecular function (GO): calcium:proton antiporter activity
Source: RefSeq, a predicted model, not a curated record
GGACAUAAAGGGGCGGGGAGCCUGGAGCAGUCGUGUUGUUGUAGGAGUAACACCAAGGGGUCUAAGCUGGCAACAUGUCCUACAAAACCUCGUCACUGGUACCAGGAGACCUGGACAACCUGCGGAGAAGAUCAGUGGCUGAGUCCACAGAGAACUGUUGCGAUUCUGAGCAUCAUCACCGGUUUCCACGGCUGCAAAUCCACCCUAACCAUGGACCUCAGCAUCCAGAGAUGGGACCGAUGGCAACCCCCUCCCUGGAUGCCUCUGCACACCACUUUUGCCACUUCACACCAAAAUGCCUGCUUGCUGUGCACAGAGGGUUAUGCACAGCUGUCUGCCAUUCAGGAGCACAUUGCACCUCUCCAACACGCGGUGGAGAAGAAGGAUGGCACGACGGCACCUCCAAGGCCACAAUCAGAGCUGAGAACGAGGUUGAAGCACAUCGAGAGGCCAACAACUACAAGUUUGGCUUCAGAAAAUGGAAAGGCAACGUAACUGAGAAGCCACUUGAAGACCGAUCUGACAUCGACAAAGAGCUGCACACUGAUCUUAGCAUUGCUAGGCAUCAAGAAGUGUCAGUGGUCACCUUUGGGAACAUAGUUUAUGUGUUUUUAUUUGGCUGGUGGAUCUCCCUGUUCUACCUGCUCAUUUGUCCUGUAAUGUUUCUAACCAUCUGCGGCGCUUCUUAUGGAAAAGUUUGUUUCAAGUUGGCAUGGUAUUUUAUUUGGCCGUUUGGGAAGUCCAUACAGAAGGCUAGUAAUGUAACCAAUGGAUCUGUUGUGAUGUCAACAAACUGUGACGUCAUCCCAAACGAACGCGACAGUGAGGAUCUUAUCGAGGACAAGGACUGCGGCCCCCUUCUGGUGUCUUCUCCAAUCCCUGUUGACAUUCCUGCUCCGACUCUGCCUCCGAAGAAACCCUCGAAGCACUGGUGUCGUGUCAGCACCUACAUCUGGCUGCUGCUGGCAUACCCCGUGCUGGCCAUCGUCCACUCCCUCGCCUGUGUGCUCUCCUGGAUGCUGGUCUUCAGCAUCCCAGUAGCAAAAAUGAACAGCCGCAUCAUGACCACCGCCCUCCUCAUGGCACCAGAGGAUGUUCAGAUCCUCAAACUGGACAAGACGGUUGUGUGUGAGACCAGAGUGAUCUUGUGCUGCUACCAUGCCUUUAACGUGUAUUACUACAAAUACACCGUCCAAGGAAUCAACAUCUUUGCUCUCAACCUGCUACCUUUGGUAUUUAUGACCUUGACUGUCGGCUACUCUGACCGACAGCAUAAAUAUGUCAGCGCAGAAACAAUGUUUACCAUAGCCAUCACUUCCAUUAUCCCCCUGUCCUACUACAUUGGUAUGGGAAUAGCCAGCCUUUCUGCUCAGAGUAACUUUGCAGUGGGAGCAGUGGUGAAUGCAACAUUUGGCUCCAUCACGGAGAUGACCUUCUACAUCACGGCGCUGCUGCGGGGGCACCGCGCCUCCACCAAAUGUUACGAGGAGAUUGUGAAAGCUGCCCUCACCGGGACGCUGCUCGGAUGCAUCCUCUUCAUUCCUGGCAUUUGUAUGACUAUUGGAGGCAUUAAACACAGUGAGCAAAGAUUUAACAGUCGCUCUGCUGGCGUGAGCUCUGCUUUGCUCUUCAUCUCCAUUGGCGGUGUGUUUGCACCCACCCUCUUCUCAAAGACUUUUGGUAAUCUGGUUUGUGAGAGCUGCUCCAACACCUCAGGCAACUCCAGCAUCCCCUUCAUCUGCAAGGACUGUCACUACUACACGCAAAGUGAAACGGACCCACAUUUGAUCCUGUCCAGCAUCGAGCCUCUGGUGUACACAAUUUCUGUUCUGCUGCCUGCUUCCUAUCUGAUUGGCCUCAUCUUCACACUGAAGACCCACUCGCACAUCUACGAUAUUCAAAUUAGCGAUUGCCACGGGGGCCACACAAAUGCAGCAGGUCACCAUGUCGUCCACUGGUCUCGAUGGAGGGCUCUGGUCGUGCUGAUCGUCGCCACGGUGCUGAUGACGUGCUGUGCGGACCUCUGCACUGAAAACAUUGAGCCCAUCCUGACUCAUUCCUCCAUCUCCCAGUACUUCAUCGGUGUCACUGUGAUCGCUAUGGUGCCAGAAAUUCCUGAGAUAAUGAACGGAAUCCAAUUUGCGCUGCAAAACAACAUCAGCCUGAGUCUUGAAGUAGGAAGUUGUAUUGCUGUGCAAGUCUGCAUGAUUCAGAUUCCACUCCUCAUCCUAUUUAAUGCGUUCUAUGAUGUUGGUUUUGUUCUCGUGUUCAGCGAUGUUCACCUCUGGGCCAGCAUCUUCAGUGUCAUUCUGGUUAACUACAUCUUCAUGGAUGGAAAAUGUGACUACUUUCAGGGCACGGCUCUUGUGGUGGUUUACUUCAUCCUUUUAGCCCUUUACUUCUUUGCUCCUUCUCCUCGUUCGUGUUGAUCCGUCAGGCUGGUAUUUGUUCACCAUUAGUUCAUUGUGGGGUGGUUCAGGUUUGGUGACACAAGAUGGACAGGAUUUUGUUACUGGAGCAGAGAAAAGGGAUGUCUGGUUUUGACACGUUCUCAUUCUUGCUGCUUUGUGACUUUGAUUACAUGUAAUUUGAAAUCCUGAUUUAAUGUAAUAAAUGCAUCAUUGAUUAAAAGUGUAAAAAUUAA